Closterium sp. Yama58-4 is the source of this 16590-nucleotide messenger RNA. The record is from the annotation of a GenBank genome assembly. NCBI's taxonomy places the organism in Eukaryota, Viridiplantae, Streptophyta, Zygnematophyceae, Desmidiales, Closteriaceae.
AUGCUUCUCGCGUCUCUCCUUUAUCCCCCCUGCCCCGCCGCUCCCCCUUCCUCCCACUCCCUCCCUCCCUCCUGUCCCCCCAGCGACAUGAGCAACAACUCGUUCUACGGCCCAAUCAACAUGGACUUUGUGGGCAUGGUCCCCAAGCCCACCAGCGGCUUCACCAGGCCAGCCGUCAUCAACCUCGCCCAUAACUACUUUUACGGAGACCCUGUUGUGUAUGCCGGGGGCUUUAAGGCGUGCCCCACCCCCCGCAUCACCCGAAUCAACAUGUCUAAUCUCAACACUCUAGGGGACAGCACAGGGGGGAGCGAGCGCAGCGAAUCUGAUUCGCUGAAAGAGGCUGUGCAGUGUGUUCAGGCGUAUGCGACUGUGCAGGCGAGCUAUAAGGGCAACUGCCUGUCGGUGAACAGGCAGGUGAAGUGCUCGGUGACGGAGGUGCAGAGGGAUGCACAGGAGUGCGCGGCGUUCUGCAGUGUGACGGACCUGGGCCCGUGCAAUGGGAGGGGGGCGUGUGUGCCGCCUGCGCAGGGGGAUACUGGCGCCGCGUUCAAGUGCAGGUGUGAGGCGCCCUACGUCACUGUCACUGUUGACAACGGCUCCACCUGUGCCUUCCCCACUGAGACAAGCUCAUCCUCCAUCCCCACGAUAGGCAUCGUGGGCCUGAGCUGCCUGCUGGGAAUCGCGUUGCUGGCGUCCGUGCUCUGCCUGCUGCUACGCCCCAAAAAGAAGAAGGGAGACUUCGCUGUCGUGUACAAGGGAGUUAACCCCACCACGGGGCAGCUCUGGGCCGUCAAGCGCAUCACUCUCAUGUCCAAUGACUUUGAAACGGAGGCGAGUACAGAACUGAAGCAUGGGCUCACAAGGAGGCGUGACCUGUGUUUUUUCUCAAGAGGCGAGUCUGCUGUUGCAAGUCAGCCUGGUCAAGCGAACCUGGACAUGCCUGCUGUCAUUCCUGUCUCUCCUCAGGAGCAGAUCCUCGUGUACGAGUUUGUAGAGCACGGGGACCUCUCUUUCCACCUCUUCAAGACGCAGAGUGAGCUCUGCAACAAUUCACCCACCCCACCCUCUCAACACUCUUUGUCCCCUUCUCCCUCCACCCCUCCCUCCACCCCUCCCUCCACCCCUCCCUCCACCCCUCCCCCACCCCUCCCUCCACCCCUCCCUCCACCCCUCCCUCCACCCCUCCCUCCACCCCUCCCUCCACCCCUCCCUCCACCCCUCCCUCCACCCCUCCCUCCACCCCUCCCUCCACCCCUCCCUCCACCCCUCCCUCCACCCCUCCCUCCACCCCUCCCUCCACCCCUCCCUCCACCCCUCCCUCCACCCCUCCCUCCACCCCUCCCUCCACCCCUCCCUCCACCCCUCUCUCCACCCCUCCCGCCCCACCCUCUCUCCUCAGAGCCGCUGACGCUGAGGCAGCGGUUGAAGCUGGCGGUGGGGGCAGCGGAGGGGUUGGCAUAUCUGCACGGCUUUGAGAAUCCCAUCAUUCACCGCGACAUCAAGCCCGCCAACAUCCUCGUCGGGGAUAACCUCACCGCCAAGGUUGCGGACUUUGGGCUGCUGAGGAAGCUCAAGUUUGGGGAGGGCGAGGGGCGGGCGACCAAGGUGGCGGGCACGCCGGGGUACGUGGACCCGGACUACAAUCGUACAGAGCUGGUUACCACCAAGAGCGACGUCUACAGCUUCGGCGUCGUGCUACUGGAAAUGCUCAGCGGGCGCCGCGUCACUGUGGAGGGCAGCACGCACAUCGGCAAAUGGGCGACCGCGCUGGUGCAGACCUACUCGCUCGACGAGCUCAAGGACCGUCGAAUGGAGGCCUCAGAGGAUGCCGUCGUCGAACUCGCAGAUCUGGCCCUUGAUUGCAUCAAGAUGCCUGGGAUCCGACGGCCAGAAAUGAAGGACGUGGUGAGGCGGCUGGAUGCGAUGCUCAAGGUCCACACGGUAGAGGAGGAAGACGAGAACGUGGUCGGCGAUCUAUUCUCAGCGUUCUCCGUUGGUUCGGCUGGGGAAGCUGGUUCGGCGGGCAUCGGUGGUUCGGCAGGCACGUUUGGUUCCACGACCACGGGUGCUUCGGCGACCACGAUUGGUUCGGCAGGCGGGCCUGUGUCUGGAUCUAAUGCUGCAGGCGCGCCGAGCCAACGGGACGAGCGGUACAGUCAGAUCGUGGCGGAGAGGGAAGAUAAAUUCAAACGGCAUUCCGUGGAGAGCGAAUCGCAGAGCUACAUCACCAUGAGACAGCCCAUCACCAAUCGUCUGCUCUGCCUGCGCAACCACAUGCUCCUCGCAGGCCUGCUCAACCGCACCCUCAUUAUCCCUUUCCACCGCUCUGAAACCAUCCUCAACUACGACCUGCACUUGGUGCUCGACCUCGCCUAUCUCCGGUCCUGCAUAGGCCCCACCGUCUUCACCACUGCUGAGUACUGCGUGCCUGGGGCAGCAACCUCGCAGCUGUUUCUGGUGGGGGGGGACCUGCUCAACCUGCACAUCUCUCAUCGUUCAACCGCAUCUCUCAUCGUUCAACCGCAUCUCUCAUCGUUCAACCGCAUCUCUCAUCGUUCAACCGCAUCUCUCAUCGUUCAACCGCAUCUCUCAUCGUUCAACCGCAUCUCUCAUCGUUCAACCGCAUCUCUCAUCGUUCAACCGCAUCUCUCAUCGUUCAACCGCAUCUCUCAUCGUUCAACCGCAUCUCUCAUCGUUCAACCGCAUCUCUCAUCGUUCAACCGCAUCUCUCAUCGUUCAACCGCAUCUCUCAUCGUUCAACCGCAUCUCUCAUCGUUCAACCGCAUCUCUCAUCGUUCAACCGCAUCUCUCAUCGUUCAACCGCAUCUCUCAUCGUUCAACCGCAUCUCUCAUCGUUCAACCGCAUCUCUCAUCGUUCAACCGCAUCUCUCAUCGUUCAACCGCAUCUCUCAUCGUUCAACCGCAUCUCUCAUCGUUCAACCGCAUCUCUCAUCGUUCAACCGCAUCUCUCAUCGUUCAACCGCAUCUCUCAUCGUUCAACCGCAUCUCUCAUCGUUCAACCGCAUCUCUCAUCGUUCAACCGCAUCUCUCAUCGUUCAACCGCAUCUCUCAUCGUUCAACCGCAUCUCUCAUCGUUCAACCGCAUCUCUCAUCGUUCAACCGCAUCUCUCAUCGUUCAACCGCAUCUCUCAUCGUUCAACCGCAUCUCUCAUCGUUCAACCGCAUCUCUCAUCGUUCAACCGCAUCUCUCAUCGUUCAACCGCAUCUCUCAUCGUUCAACCGCAUCUCUCAUCGUUCAACCGCAUCUCUCAUCGUUCAACCGCAUCUCUCAUCGUUCAACCGCAUCUCUCAUCGUUCAACCGCAUCUCUCAUCGUUCAACCGCAUCUCUCAUCGUUCAACCGCAUCUCUCAUCGUUCAACCGCAUCUCUCAUCGUUCAACCGCAUCUCUCAUCGUUCAACCGCAUCUCUCAUCGUUCAACCGCAUCUCUCAUCGUUCAACCGCAUCUCUCAUCGUUCAACCGCAUCUCUCAUCGUUCAACCGCAUCUCUCAUCGUUCAACCGCAUCUCUCAUCGUUCAACCGCAUCUCUCAUCGUUCAACCGCAUCUCUCAUCGUUCAACCGCAUCUCUCAUCGUUCAACCGCAUCUCUCAUCGUUCAACCGCAUCUCUCAUCGUUCAACCGCAUCUCUCAUCGUUCAACCGCAUCUCUCAUCGUUCAACCGCAUCUCUCAUCGUUCAACCGCAUCUCUCAUCGUUCAACCGCAUCUCUCAUCGUUCAACCGCAUCUCUCAUCGUUCAACCGCAUCUCUCAUCGUUCAACCGCAUCUCUCAUCGUUCAACCGCAUCUCUCAUCGUUCAACCGCAUCUCUCAUCGUUCAACCGCAUCUCUCAUCGUUCAACCGCAUCUCUCAUCGUUCAACCGCAUCUCUCAUCGUUCAACCGCAUCUCUCAUCGUUCAACCGCAUCUCUCAUCGUUCAACCGCAUCUCUCAUCGUUCAACCGCAUCUCUCAUCGUUCAACCGCAUCUCUCAUCGUUCAACCGCAUCUCUCAUCGUUCAACCGCAUCUCUCAUCGUUCAACCGCAUCUCUCAUCGUUCAACCGCAUCUCUCAUCGUUCAACCGCAUCUCUCAUCGUUCAACCGCAUCUCUCAUCGUUCAACCGCAUCUCUCAUCGUUCAACCGCAUCUCUCAUCGUUCAACCGCAUCUCUCAUCGUUCAACCGCAUCUCUCAUCGUUCAACCGCAUCUCUCAUCGUUCAACCGCAUCUCUCAUCGUUCAACCGCAUCUCUCAUCGUUCAACCGCAUCUCUCAUCGUUCAACCGCAUCUCUCAUCGUUCAACCGCAUCUCUCAUCGUUCAACCGCAUCUCUCAUCGUUCAACCGCAUCUCUCAUCGUUCAACCGCAUCUCUCAUCGUUCAACCGCAUCUCUCAUCGUUCAACCGCAUCUCUCAUCGUUCAACCGCAUCUCUCAUCGUUCAACCGCAUCUCUCAUCGUUCAACCGCAUCUCUCAUCGUUCAACCGCAUCUCUCAUCGUUCAACCGCAUCUCUCAUCGUUCAACCGCAUCUCUCAUCGUUCAACCGCAUCUCUCAUCGUUCAACCGCAUCUCUCAUCGUUCAACCGCAUCUCUCAUCGUUCAACCGCAUCUCUCAUCGUUCAACCGCAUCUCUCAUCGUUCAACCGCAUCUCUCAUCGUUCAACCGCAUCUCUCAUCGUUCAACCGCAUCUCUCAUCGUUCAACCGCAUCUCUCAUCGUUCAACCGCAUCUCUCAUCGUUCAACCGCAUCUCUCAUCGUUCAACCGCAUCUCUCAUCGUUCAACCGCAUCUCUCAUCGUUCAACCGCAUCUCUCAUCGUUCAACCGCAUCUCUCAUCGUUCAACCGCAUCUCUCAUCGUUCAACCGCAUCUCUCAUCGUUCAACCGCAUCUCUCAUCGUUCAACCGCAUCUCUCAUCGUUCAACCGCAUCUCUCAUCGUUCAACCGCAUCUCUCAUCGUUCAACCGCAUCUCUCAUCGUUCAACCGCAUCUCUCAUCGUUCAACCGCAUCUCUCAUCGUUCAACCGCAUCUCUCAUCGUUCAACCGCAUCUCUCAUCGUUCAACCGCAUCUCUCAUCGUUCAACCGCAUCUCUCAUCGUUCAACCGCAUCUCUCAUCGUUCAACCGCAUCUCUCAUCGUUCAACCGCAUCUCUCAUCGUUCAACCGCAUCUCUCAUCGUUCAACCGCAUCUCUCAUCGUUCAACCGCAUCUCUCAUCGUUCAACCGCAUCUCUCAUCGUUCAACCGCAUCUCUCAUCGUUCAACCGCAUCUCUCAUCGUUCAACCGCAUCUCUCAUCGUUCAACCGCAUCUCUCAUCGUUCAACCGCAUCUCUCAUCGUUCAACCGCAUCUCUCAUCGUUCAACCGCAUCUCUCAUCGUUCAACCGCAUCUCUCAUCGUUCAACCGCAUCUCUCAUCGUUCAACCGCAUCUCUCAUCGUUCAACCGCAUCUCUCAUCGUUCAACCGCAUCUCUCAUCGUUCAACCGCAUCUCUCAUCGUUCAACCGCAUCUCUCAUCGUUCAACCGCAUCUCUCAUCGUUCAACCGCAUCUCUCAUCGUUCAACCGCAUCUCUCAUCGUUCAACCGCAUCUCUCAUCGUUCAACCGCAUCUCUCAUCGUUCAACCGCAUCUCUCAUCGUUCAACCGCAUCUCUCAUCGUUCAACCGCAUCUCUCAUCGUUCAACCGCAUCUCUCAUCGUUCAACCGCAUCUCUCAUCGUUCAACCGCAUCUCUCAUCGUUCAACCGCAUCUCUCAUCGUUCAACCGCAUCUCUCAUCGUUCAACCGCAUCUCUCAUCGUUCAACCGCAUCUCUCAUCGUUCAACCGCAUCUCUCAUCGUUCAACCGCAUCUCUCAUCGUUCAACCGCAUCUCUCAUCGUUCAACCGCAUCUCUCAUCGUUCAACCGCAUCUCUCAUCGUUCAACCGCAUCUCUCAUCGUUCAACCGCAUCUCUCAUCGUUCAACCGCAUCUCUCAUCGUUCAACCGCAUCUCUCAUCGUUCAACCGCAUCUCUCAUCGUUCAACCGCAUCUCUCAUCGUUCAACCGCAUCUCUCAUCGUUCAACCGCAUCUCUCAUCGUUCAACCGCAUCUCUCAUCGUUCAACCGCAUCUCUCAUCGUUCAACCGCAUCUCUCAUCGUUCAACCGCAUCUCUCAUCGUUCAACCGCAUCUCUCAUCGUUCAACCGCAUCUCUCAUCGUUCAACCGCAUCUCUCAUCGUUCAACCGCAUCUCUCAUCGUUCAACCGCAUCUCUCAUCGUUCAACCGCAUCUCUCAUCGUUCAACCGCAUCUCUCAUCGUUCAACCGCAUCUCUCAUCGUUCAACCGCAUCUCUCAUCGUUCAACCGCAUCUCUCAUCGUUCAACCGCAUCUCUCAUCGUUCAACCGCAUCUCUCAUCGUUCAACCGCAUCUCUCAUCGUUCAACCGCAUCUCUCAUCGUUCAACCGCAUCUCUCAUCGUUCAACCGCAUCUCUCAUCGUUCAACCGCAUCUCUCAUCGUUCAACCGCAUCUCUCAUCGUUCAACCGCAUCUCUCAUCGUUCAACCGCAUCUCUCAUCGUUCAACCGCAUCUCUCAUCGUUCAACCGCAUCUCUCAUCGUUCAACCGCAUCUCUCAUCGUUCAACCGCAUCUCUCAUCGUUCAACCGCAUCUCUCAUCGUUCAACCGCAUCUCUCAUCGUUCAACCGCAUCUCUCAUCGUUCAACCGCAUCUCUCAUCGUUCAACCGCAUCUCUCAUCGUUCAACCGCAUCUCUCAUCGUUCAACCGCAUCUCUCAUCGUUCAACCGCAUCUCUCAUCGUUCAACCGCAUCUCUCAUCGUUCAACCGCAUCUCUCAUCGUUCAACCGCAUCUCUCAUCGUUCAACCGCAUCUCUCAUCGUUCAACCGCAUCUCUCAUCGUUCAACCGCAUCUCUCAUCGUUCAACCGCAUCUCUCAUCGUUCAACCGCAUCUCUCAUCGUUCAACCGCAUCUCUCAUCGUUCAACCGCAUCUCUCAUCGUUCAACCGCAUCUCUCAUCGUUCAACCGCAUCUCUCAUCGUUCAACCGCAUCUCUCAUCGUUCAACCGCAUCUCUCAUCGUUCAACCGCAUCUCUCAUCGUUCAACCGCAUCUCUCAUCGUUCAACCGCAUCUCUCAUCGUUCAACCGCAUCUCUCAUCGUUCAACCGCAUCUCUCAUCGUUCAACCGCAUCUCUCAUCGUUCAACCGCAUCUCUCAUCGUUCAACCGCAUCUCUCAUCGUUCAACCGCAUCUCUCAUCGUUCAACCGCAUCUCUCAUCGUUCAACCGCAUCUCUCAUCGUUCAACCGCAUCUCUCAUCGUUCAACCGCAUCUCUCAUCGUUCAACCGCAUCUCUCAUCGUUCAACCGCAUCUCUCAUCGUUCAACCGCAUCUCUCAUCGUUCAACCGCAUCUCUCAUCGUUCAACCGCAUCUCUCAUCGUUCAACCGCAUCUCUCAUCGUUCAACCGCAUCUCUCAUCGUUCAACCGCAUCUCUCAUCGUUCAACCGCAUCUCUCAUCGUUCAACCGCAUCUCUCAUCGUUCAACCGCAUCUCUCAUCGUUCAACCGCAUCUCUCAUCGUUCAACCGCAUCUCUCAUCGUUCAACCGCAUCUCUCAUCGUUCAACCGCAUCUCUCAUCGUUCAACCGCAUCUCUCAUCGUUCAACCGCAUCUCUCAUCGUUCAACCGCAUCUCUCAUCGUUCAACCGCAUCUCUCAUCGUUCAACCGCAUCUCUCAUCGUUCAACCGCAUCUCUCAUCGUUCAACCGCAUCUCUCAUCGUUCAACCGCAUCUCUCAUCGUUCAACCGCAUCUCUCAUCGUUCAACCGCAUCUCUCAUCGUUCAACCGCAUCUCUCAUCGUUCAACCGCAUCUCUCAUCGUUCAACCGCAUCUCUCAUCGUUCAACCGCAUCUCUCAUCGUUCAACCGCAUCUCUCAUCGUUCAACCGCAUCUCUCAUCGUUCAACCGCAUCUCUCAUCGUUCAACCGCAUCUCUCAUCGUUCAACCGCAUCUCUCAUCGUUCAACCGCAUCUCUCAUCGUUCAACCGCAUCUCUCAUCGUUCAACCGCAUCUCUCAUCGUUCAACCGCAUCUCUCAUCGUUCAACCGCAUCUCUCAUCGUUCAACCGCAUCUCUCAUCGUUCAACCGCAUCUCUCAUCGUUCAACCGCAUCUCUCAUCGUUCAACCGCAUCUCUCAUCGUUCAACCGCAUCUCUCAUCGUUCAACCGCAUCUCUCAUCGUUCAACCGCAUCUCUCAUCGUUCAACCGCAUCUCUCAUCGUUCAACCGCAUCUCUCAUCGUUCAACCGCAUCUCUCAUCGUUCAACCGCAUCUCUCAUCGUUCAACCGCAUCUCUCAUCGUUCAACCGCAUCUCUCAUCGUUCAACCGCAUCUCUCAUCGUUCAACCGCAUCUCUCAUCGUUCAACCGCAUCUCUCAUCGUUCAACCGCAUCUCUCAUCGUUCAACCGCAUCUCUCAUCGUUCAACCGCAUCUCUCAUCGUUCAACCGCAUCUCUCAUCGUUCAACCGCAUCUCUCAUCGUUCAACCGCAUCUCUCAUCGUUCAACCGCAUCUCUCAUCGUUCAACCGCAUCUCUCAUCGUUCAACCGCAUCUCUCAUCGUUCAACCGCAUCUCUCAUCGUUCAACCGCAUCUCUCAUCGUUCAACCGCAUCUCUCAUCGUUCAACCGCAUCUCUCAUCGUUCAACCGCAUCUCUCAUCGUUCAACCGCAUCUCUCAUCGUUCAACCGCAUCUCUCAUCGUUCAACCGCAUCUCUCAUCGUUCAACCGCAUCUCUCAUCGUUCAACCGCAUCUCUCAUCGUUCAACCGCAUCUCUCAUCGUUCAACCGCAUCUCUCAUCGUUCAACCGCAUCUCUCAUCGUUCAACCGCAUCUCUCAUCGUUCAACCGCAUCUCUCAUCGUUCAACCGCAUCUCUCAUCGUUCAACCGCAUCUCUCAUCGUUCAACCGCAUCUCUCAUCGUUCAACCGCAUCUCUCAUCGUUCAACCGCAUCUCUCAUCGUUCAACCGCAUCUCUCAUCGUUCAACCGCAUCUCUCAUCGUUCAACCGCAUCUCUCAUCGUUCAACCGCAUCUCUCAUCGUUCAACCGCAUCUCUCAUCGUUCAACCGCAUCUCUCAUCGUUCAACCGCAUCUCUCAUCGUUCAACCGCAUCUCUCAUCGUUCAACCGCAUCUCUCAUCGUUCAACCGCAUCUCUCAUCGUUCAACCGCAUCUCUCAUCGUUCAACCGCAUCUCUCAUCGUUCAACCGCAUCUCUCAUCGUUCAACCGCAUCUCUCAUCGUUCAACCGCAUCUCUCAUCGUUCAACCGCAUCUCUCAUCGUUCAACCGCAUCUCUCAUCGUUCAACCGCAUCUCUCAUCGUUCAACCGCAUCUCUCAUCGUUCAACCGCAUCUCUCAUCGUUCAACCGCAUCUCUCAUCGUUCAACCGCAUCUCUCAUCGUUCAACCGCAUCUCUCAUCGUUCAACCGCAUCUCUCAUCGUUCAACCGCAUCUCUCAUCGUUCAACCGCAUCUCUCAUCGUUCAACCGCAUCUCUCAUCGUUCAACCGCAUCUCUCAUCGUUCAACCGCAUCUCUCAUCGUUCAACCGCAUCUCUCAUCGUUCAACCGCAUCUCUCAUCGUUCAACCGCAUCUCUCAUCGUUCAACCGCAUCUCUCAUCGUUCAACCGCAUCUCUCAUCGUUCAACCGCAUCUCUCAUCGUUCAACCGCAUCUCUCAUCGUUCAACCGCAUCUCUCAUCGUUCAACCGCAUCUCUCAUCGUUCAACCGCAUCUCUCAUCGUUCAACCGCAUCUCUCAUCGUUCAACCGCAUCUCUCAUCGUUCAACCGCAUCUCUCAUCGUUCAACCGCAUCUCUCAUCGUUCAACCGCAUCUCUCAUCGUUCAACCGCAUCUCUCAUCGUUCAACCGCAUCUCUCAUCGUUCAACCGCAUCUCUCAUCGUUCAACCGCAUCUCUCAUCGUUCAACCGCAUCUCUCAUCGUUCAACCGCAUCUCUCAUCGUUCAACCGCAUCUCUCAUCGUUCAACCGCAUCUCUCAUCGUUCAACCGCAUCUCUCAUCGUUCAACCGCAUCUCUCAUCGUUCAACCGCAUCUCUCAUCGUUCAACCGCAUCUCUCAUCGUUCAACCGCAUCUCUCAUCGUUCAACCGCAUCUCUCAUCGUUCAACCGCAUCUCUCAUCGUUCAACCGCAUCUCUCAUCGUUCAACCGCAUCUCUCAUCGUUCAACCGCAUCUCUCAUCGUUCAACCGCAUCUCUCAUCGUUCAACCGCAUCUCUCAUCGUUCAACCGCAUCUCUCAUCGUUCAACCGCAUCUCUCAUCGUUCAACCGCAUCUCUCAUCGUUCAACCGCAUCUCUCAUCGUUCAACCGCAUCUCUCAUCGUUCAACCGCAUCUCUCAUCGUUCAACCGCAUCUCUCAUCGUUCAACCGCAUCUCUCAUCGUUCAACCGCAUCUCUCAUCGUUCAACCGCAUCUCUCAUCGUUCAACCGCAUCUCUCAUCGUUCAACCGCAUCUCUCAUCGUUCAACCGCAUCUCUCAUCGUUCAACCGCAUCUCUCAUCGUUCAACCGCAUCUCUCAUCGUUCAACCGCAUCUCUCAUCGUUCAACCGCAUCUCUCAUCGUUCAACCGCAUCUCUCAUCGUUCAACCGCAUCUCUCAUCGUUCAACCGCAUCUCUCAUCGUUCAACCGCAUCUCUCAUCGUUCAACCGCAUCUCUCAUCGUUCAACCGCAUCUCUCAUCGUUCAACCGCAUCUCUCAUCGUUCAACCGCAUCUCUCAUCGUUCAACCGCAUCUCUCAUCGUUCAACCGCAUCUCUCAUCGUUCAACCGCAUCUCUCAUCGUUCAACCGCAUCUCUCAUCGUUCAACCGCAUCUCUCAUCGUUCAACCGCAUCUCUCAUCGUUCAACCGCAUCUCUCAUCGUUCAACCGCAUCUCUCAUCGUUCAACCGCAUCUCUCAUCGUUCAACCGCAUCUCUCAUCGUUCAACCGCAUCUCUCAUCGUUCAACCGCAUCUCUCAUCGUUCAACCGCAUCUCUCAUCGUUCAACCGCAUCUCUCAUCGUUCAACCGCAUCUCUCAUCGUUCAACCGCAUCUCUCAUCGUUCAACCGCAUCUCUCAUCGUUCAACCGCAUCUCUCAUCGUUCAACCGCAUCUCUCAUCGUUCAACCGCAUCUCUCAUCGUUCAACCGCAUCUCUCAUCGUUCAACCGCAUCUCUCAUCGUUCAACCGCAUCUCUCAUCGUUCAACCGCAUCUCUCAUCGUUCAACCGCAUCUCUCAUCGUUCAACCGCAUCUCUCAUCGUUCAACCGCAUCUCUCAUCGUUCAACCGCAUCUCUCAUCGUUCAACCGCAUCUCUCAUCGUUCAACCGCAUCUCUCAUCGUUCAACCGCAUCUCUCAUCGUUCAACCGCAUCUCUCAUCGUUCAACCGCAUCUCUCAUCGUUCAACCGCAUCUCUCAUCGUUCAACCGCAUCUCUCAUCGUUCAACCGCAUCUCUCAUCGUUCAACCGCAUCUCUCAUCGUUCAACCGCAUCUCUCAUCGUUCAACCGCAUCUCUCAUCGUUCAACCGCAUCUCUCAUCGUUCAACCGCAUCUCUCAUCGUUCAACCGCAUCUCUCAUCGUUCAACCGCAUCUCUCAUCGUUCAACCGCAUCUCUCAUCGUUCAACCGCAUCUCUCAUCGUUCAACCGCAUCUCUCAUCGUUCAACCGCAUCUCUCAUCGUUCAACCGCAUCUCUCAUCGUUCAACCGCAUCUCUCAUCGUUCAACCGCAUCUCUCAUCGUUCAACCGCAUCUCUCAUCGUUCAACCGCAUCUCUCAUCGUUCAACCGCAUCUCUCAUCGUUCAACCGCAUCUCUCAUCGUUCAACCGCAUCUCUCAUCGUUCAACCGCAUCUCUCAUCGUUCAACCGCAUCUCUCAUCGUUCAACCGCAUCUCUCAUCGUUCAACCGCAUCUCUCAUCGUUCAACCGCAUCUCUCAUCGUUCAACCGCAUCUCUCAUCGUUCAACCGCAUCUCUCAUCGUUCAACCGCAUCUCUCAUCGUUCAACCGCAUCUCUCAUCGUUCAACCGCAUCUCUCAUCGUUCAACCGCAUCUCUCAUCGUUCAACCGCAUCUCUCAUCGUUCAACCGCAUCUCUCAUCGUUCAACCGCAUCUCUCAUCGUUCAACCGCAUCUCUCAUCGUUCAACCGCAUCUCUCAUCGUUCAACCGCAUCUCUCAUCGUUCAACCGCAUCUCUCAUCGUUCAACCGCAUCUCUCAUCGUUCAACCGCAUCUCUCAUCGUUCAACCGCAUCUCUCAUCGUUCAACCGCAUCUCUCAUCGUUCAACCGCAUCUCUCAUCGUUCAACCGCAUCUCUCAUCGUUCAACCGCAUCUCUCAUCGUUCAACCGCAUCUCUCAUCGUUCAACCGCAUCUCUCAUCGUUCAACCGCAUCUCUCAUCGUUCAACCGCAUCUCUCAUCGUUCAACCGCAUCUCUCAUCGUUCAACCGCAUCUCUCAUCGUUCAACCGCAUCUCUCAUCGUUCAACCGCAUCUCUCAUCGUUCAACCGCAUCUCUCAUCGUUCAACCGCAUCUCUCAUCGUUCAACCGCAUCUCUCAUCGUUCAACCGCAUCUCUCAUCGUUCAACCGCAUCUCUCAUCGUUCAACCGCAUCUCUCAUCGUUCAACCGCAUCUCUCAUCGUUCAACCGCAUCUCUCAUCGUUCAACCGCAUCUCUCAUCGUUCAACCGCAUCUCUCAUCGUUCAACCGCAUCUCUCAUCGUUCAACCGCAUCUCUCAUCGUUCAACCGCAUCUCUCAUCGUUCAACCGCAUCUCUCAUCGUUCAACCGCAUCUCUCAUCGUUCAACCGCAUCUCUCAUCGUUCAACCGCAUCUCUCAUCGUUCAACCGCAUCUCUCAUCGUUCAACCGCAUCUCUCAUCGUUCAACCGCAUCUCUCAUCGUUCAACCGCAUCUCUCAUCGUUCAACCGCAUCUCUCAUCGUUCAACCGCAUCUCUCAUCGUUCAACCGCAUCUCUCAUCGUUCAACCGCAUCUCUCAUCGUUCAACCGCAUCUCUCAUCGUUCAACCGCAUCUCUCAUCGUUCAACCGCAUCUCUCAUCGUUCAACCGCAUCUCUCAUCGUUCAACCGCAUCUCUCAUCGUUCAACCGCAUCUCUCAUCGUUCAACCGCAUCUCUCAUCGUUCAACCGCAUCUCUCAUCGUUCAACCGCAUCUCUCAUCGUUCAACCGCAUCUCUCAUCGUUCAACCGCAUCUCUCAUCGUUCAACCGCAUCUCUCAUCGUUCAACCGCAUCUCUCAUCGUUCAACCGCAUCUCUCAUCGUUCAACCGCAUCUCUCAUCGUUCAACCGCAUCUCUCAUCGUUCAACCGCAUCUCUCAUCGUUCAACCGCAUCUCUCAUCGUUCAACCGCAUCUCUCAUCGUUCAACCGCAUCUCUCAUCGUUCAACCGCAUCUCUCAUCGUUCAACCGCAUCUCUCAUCGUUCAACCGCAUCUCUCAUCGUUCAACCGCAUCUCUCAUCGUUCAACCGCAUCUCUCAUCGUUCAACCGCAUCUCUCAUCGUUCAACCGCAUCUCUCAUCGUUCAACCGCAUCUCUCAUCGUUCAACCGCAUCUCUCAUCGUUCAACCGCAUCUCUCAUCGUUCAACCGCAUCUCUCAUCGUUCAACCGCAUCUCUCAUCGUUCAACCGCAUCUCUCAUCGUUCAACCGCAUCUCUCAUCGUUCAACCGCAUCUCUCAUCGUUCAACCGCAUCUCUCAUCGUUCAACCGCAUCUCUCAUCGUUCAACCGCAUCUCUCAUCGUUCAACCGCAUCUCUCAUCGUUCAACCGCAUCUCUCAUCGUUCAACCGCAUCUCUCAUCGUUCAACCGCAUCUCUCAUCGUUCAACCGCAUCUCUCAUCGUUCAACCGCAUCUCUCAUCGUUCAACCGCAUCUCUCAUCGUUCAACCGCAUCUCUCAUCGUUCAACCGCAUCUCUCAUCGUUCAACCGCAUCUCUCAUCGUUCAACCGCAUCUCUCAUCGUUCAACCGCAUCUCUCAUCGUUCAACCGCAUCUCUCAUCGUUCAACCGCAUCUCUCAUCGUUCAACCGCAUCUCUCAUCGUUCAACCGCAUCUCUCAUCGUUCAACCGCAUCUCUCAUCGUUCAACCGCAUCUCUCAUCGUUCAACCGCAUCUCUCAUCGUUCAACCGCAUCUCUCAUCGUUCAACCGCAUCUCUCAUCGUUCAACCGCAUCUCUCAUCGUUCAACCGCAUCUCUCAUCGUUCAACCGCAUCUCUCAUCGUUCAACCGCAUCUCUCAUCGUUCAACCGCAUCUCUCAUCGUUCAACCGCAUCUCUCAUCGUUCAACCGCAUCUCUCAUCGUUCAACCGCAUCUCUCAUCGUUCAACCGCAUCUCUCAUCGUUCAACCGCAUCUCUCAUCGUUCAACCGCAUCUCUCAUCGUUCAACCGCAUCUCUCAUCGUUCAACCGCAUCUCUCAUCGUUCAACCGCAUCUCUCAUCGUUCAACCGCAUCUCUCAUCGUUCAACCGCAUCUCUCAUCGUUCAACCGCAUCUCUCAUCGUUCAACCGCAUCUCUCAUCGUUCAACCGCAUCUCUCAUCGUUCAACCGCAUCUCUCAUCGUUCAACCGCAUCUCUCAUCGUUCAACCGCAUCUCUCAUCGUUCAACCGCAUCUCUCAUCGUUCAACCGCAUCUCUCAUCGUUCAACCGCAUCUCUCAUCGUUCAACCGCAUCUCUCAUCGUUCAACCGCAUCUCUCAUCGUUCAACCGCAUCUCUCAUCGUUCAACCGCAUCUCUCAUCGUUCAACCGCAUCUCUCAUCGUUCAACCGCAUCUCUCAUCGUUCAACCGCAUCUCUCAUCGUUCAACCGCAUCUCUCAUCGUUCAACCGCAUCUCUCAUCGUUCAACCGCAUCUCUCAUCGUUCAACCGCAUCUCUCAUCGUUCAACCGCAUCUCUCAUCGUUCAACCGCAUCUCUCAUCGUUCAACCGCAUCUCUCAUCGUUCAACCGCAUCUCUCAUCGUUCAACCGCAUCUCUCAUCGUUCAACCGCAUCUCUCAUCGUUCAACCGCAUCUCUCAUCGUUCAACCGCAUCUCUCAUCGUUCAACCGCAUCUCUCAUCGUUCAACCGCAUCUCUCAUCGUUCAACCGCAUCUCUCAUCGUUCAACCGCAUCUCUCAUCGUUCAACCGCAUCUCUCAUCGUUCAACCGCAUCUCUCAUCGUUCAACCGCAUCUCUCAUCGUUCAACCGCAUCUCUCAUCGUUCAACCGCAUCUCUCAUCGUUCAACCGCAUCUCUCAUCGUUCAACCGCAUCUCUCAUCGUUCAACCGCAUCUCUCAUCGUUCAACCGCAUCUCUCCACUCUCUCGCAUCUCCCUGCCGCCCAUUCCUCCCUCUAUUGCUCUCCCUGCACUGACCCACCAGGUACUCCUUGCCUGGGGAAGCAACCCCGUGCCUGGUGCUGGUGGGGGGGGACCUGCUCAACCUGCACGUCUCCCAUCCCAUCAUCCAACCACAUCUCUCACUGCUUCCCCUCACCCCUACCCACACUGCCCCACCAGGUGCUGCGGGCCUUUGGCAGCAACUCUGUGCCUGUGCUCGUGGUGGGGGACCUCCUCAACCUGCACGUCUCUCACGCACAUGAAGCGACGGUGGAAGGGGGCACCACCCCCGUCACCACAGCACCACAGCCCUUCCUGGACCUGCCUUUCCGCCGCUCAGCCUCCUGCCCCUCGCCGCUCCUCCUGCGCCCACGCCCCGCACUGCUGGAGAGUGCGGAGCUGCUGGUGGCUCAGCUGUUUGGGGGGCGGCCGUUCCUGGCGCUGCACUGGCGGCGGGGCGACUUCAAGCCCUGGUGCUUCUGGCGCGGACCCAAGAACGCGUGCUUCUACCCCGUGCACCAGGUGGCGCAUUGGGUGGUGGAGAGGGUGAAGGAGAGCGGCAUAGAUGAUUUCUUUCUUGCCACCAACGCCAAGCUCAAGGAGGUGAGAGAGGCAGUGUCCUGGUCUUGGUGUGGUGAUCAGUGUGGGGUGGAUGGGGGGAGAGUGUGCUCCAAUGGUGGAUGGGGGGAGAGUGUGCUCCAAUGGCGGAAUGGAGGAAGAGCGUGUGAAACGCAUGCCAAGCUCAAGCUGCAGGAGCUCGCCCGCAAGAUAGCUCGCAUCACACCCCUCAGCAUCACCUUCCACCGCCUUCCACCCCUCACUGGCACUGUGGGCAAAGCCCCCGUUAUAAUCACAUACGCUAAUGCCACUAACGGUGCCACCGUCACCAUAACUAGCAGCAUGAGCAGCAGGACCAACACCAGCAAUAACCCAGAGUUUGAAGGUCAAAACCAGUUUGUUGAUUGGGUUACGCCUAUAGCUUCCAUUGUGAGCGACAGCAGGAACAUUGGCAUAGCACCAUCUGUGCUGGAGAAGCUGGUGUGUGCGCAGGCUACGGUGUUCUUUGGCUCUGUUGCCUCCACCUUCUCGCAGGAUAUUCAGCGCUUGAGACACGGCCUGCGUACUGCACACUGUAAUGAUACGAAUAUUUGUGCUGGCGAGACAGAAUGGGUAAAGAACAAAGGGAGAAGAUAG